Molecule: messenger RNA, 2225 nt
Organism: Aphanomyces astaci
Lineage: Eukaryota; Oomycota; Saprolegniomycetes; Saprolegniales; Verrucalvaceae
Product: STE/STE11 protein kinase, variant 9
Exons: 3
Coding region: 11-1351 (446 amino acids)
Biological process (GO): protein phosphorylation
Molecular function (GO): ATP binding; protein kinase activity
Source: RefSeq, a predicted model, not a curated record
UCGCGUUUGUAUGGUCGUUGCCGAAAGAGAACGAGAAUCUAUUUUUACGCAAUCUUCAAGAGCCGCCGCGCAAGGACCUGGCUCACGAGUCGCCACCCCGCAUCCCCGCCGUUCUUCUUCUUCGGUACAAGCGUACAGCUGUGUAGUACAAUCUUCGCUGCCUUAUAUUACGAUGAAAGACCACCCCCAAAGCCAAGAAAGGUCUGCGUUUGUUCAGUGCAGGGAGGACGGCGACGCCAACCAAACAACUGAUGCUGUCGUCGAGAAGGUUGACGCAGUCGUUCGCCCUGACAGCGGCGGUGACAGCUACGAUUCGGAAGAAGGCAAAGUAGGGGCCAUUCAUCCAUGGAGACAGCUCAUGGACGACCGAAAGAGCAGCAGCGGGGACGACGCAACACCUUUUUUUCACAGUGGUCGAAUCAAGCGCCUCCGUCCUGCGUCCCAAGAAACGCUGUCUCCGCUCACAUUAACCCCCCGAGCGCCGUCUCGCCGAGACAGCCGGUCCCGCGUGAAUUCCAUGGACGACCCCGCCUCGUUUGAAGACAAGCUAACAUAUCAACCCGUGCAAGCAAGCCGACGAAAUAGCGAGCUGCCCCACGCACUCUCCAUCCCAGCACCAUCCGACUUGAUUCCUCUGUACGCGUCCUCGUCCGUGCCGCCGUCAAUCUCGACGCCAAAGCCCUCGACUCCUGGGUCCAGCCCAUUCUUUUACGAGUUCAAUCUGUGGAAAAAAGCUCCCCACCGUCGCCCUGACGUCCAGCCAGUCCAAACGAGUACUAGUACUCCGACAGUGUCACAGGCCGCCGAUCCCGGGGAAACGAAGACGGGACCGGGCAAGGUAGGGUUGGCGGUGCUCCAUCCUCCCAACAAUCAGGUCGACGACAGCACCUCGGCCAUGCUUCACGAGCAUGUUGACGUGGGCGCCGUCGUUCGAAAGCCGCGGUCGGCGUCGAUGCAAGACGACAUGCGCGACUGCGAGCUCACGCGGUCUAACUCGCCCGAUUUCAAGUACCUCCACCGGUUCUUCGGCGACAGUGAGCGGCCGGCGACGCGCAUCAAGUGGAAGCGCGGCGAACUGAUCGGCGAAGGCACGUUUGGCAAAGUGUUCAAGGCACUUAACUCGUGCACGGGCGAGUUGUUUGCUGUCAAGCAGAUCCAAGUGCCGCGCGAUAAGAAGCAUGAACACGAGUCCAAGAUGCUGGCCAAGCUGGGCGAGGAGAUCACGCUGAUGAAGGAACUUCGUCAUGAGCAUAUUGUGCGAUACAAAGGGACCGAUCGGGAUGCGCAUUUCUUUUACAUCUUCAUGGAGUACGUGCCGGGGGGGUCCAUUGCCAGGUACGUACGUAGGUAGAGCAUGGGAGAUGCAUGAAGCAACAUGUCGUCGGGUAGCAUGCUUACCCAUUACGACGUGUUCAACUUGGACUUGAUCCGCAAGUUCACGCGGCAAAUUCUGCUCGGGGUCGAGUACCUCCACAGCAAAAACAUCAUCCACCGAGACGUCAAAGGUACGAUAACAACAACGUGGACAUGCAAGCAGCUAGCGUAGAUAUGCUCAUGGGAUGUGUGGCGGUAGGCGCGAACGUGUUGGUGAAUGAACAAGGCGUGGCCAAACUGGCCGACUUUGGAUGCUCCAAGCAAUUGUCGUCGGUGAAAACUACGAGCAUGGAGGAGAGUUUGCGGUCGAUCCGUGGAUCUGUGCCGUGGAUGGCCCCGGAAAGUACGCCCUCCUACUCAAAUACUCGAUCGAAAGUGUAGCGUGUGUGAUGACGAUAUGGCAUGGUGUAGUGGCCAAGCAAUCCGGACACGACUUCAAAGCCGACAUCUGGAGCGUCGGAGCGACGGUGAUCGAGAUGGCCACCGCCAAGCAUCCGUGGCCGGCGAACACGAACCACCUCUCCGUCAUGUAUCACCUGGCGAUCAACCCCACGGGGCCGCCGAUCCCAGACUGGUUGCCAGACGUCGUCAAGUCGUUUCUUCAGCGGUGCUUCUGUAUCGACCCGAGAGGUACAUAUCCUACUGCAUCAACGUCCCGGUUACCGUCAUCAUGUUGUACUCUUCAGAGCGAGCGACGGCGACGGAACUGCUGCAGCAUUCGUUCCUCCAGUUCGCCUAAGAAUAUUCGCAUUCUGGAAAUUCGAGAACGAGGCGCGCGCCCCGUUGUAGUGAUGUAGGAAGGUGUAUUUUUUUCAUAAUUAUUUAACGCGCAAAGUUUAUUUCGUCCAAAA